This is a messenger RNA of Xenopus tropicalis (tropical clawed frog), 3715 nucleotides long. Lineage: Eukaryota; Metazoa; Chordata; Amphibia; Anura; Pipidae. The record is from RefSeq.
AUAAAAGUUGGGUGCGGGGCAGGGAGUAGGUCUUUGCGCGUCCAGCGGCCUCUGAGGAGAGAACUGAUGUAUCUGUCCGGCCAGGCGCCAUGACAUCAUCACUUGACCGCGCACAAUGUCGUGACAUCACUCUGCAUGCCGCCAGAUACGCUAGCACUCUUCUCUGCCAGGAGCUUUAGUACAAUUCAUGCAUAUCUGCAGGCAGCAGUUACACCCAGGAUCCGGGGCUGACUGUACCUCAUUGGAAAUUGUCUUUUUCCAUUUGAAAAUUUCAUUACAUCUUUUUGUUUCAGAGAGAAGACAUGCCAAAGUGUAUAGUCCGAAGUUGCCCUCACAAGAGUGGAAAAAAGAUUCAGUACCCUGAUGUGAUUCUGCACGUAUUCCCCAAGAACUUUGAACGAAUUAAGAGAUGGCUUCAACAGACCGGUCAGGAAUUCAAAGAUCUGGAUAGAUACGCGCAGUGCAUUCUGGAAGAGAAGAAAAAUGACAAUUAUCGCAUGUGCUCUGACCACUUCGCCCCGGAAUGUUACACAUUUAGAGGAAGCACUAAGGCUCUGAGGGAAGAUGCGGUGCCCACUAUAUUUCCCGAUGCGAAUGGGAGACCAAUGAUAAAAGAAAGCAACUUCAAUCGAUCGUAUGCUAAAAAAAUACGACUGCAGGCCCAAUUAGCAGAGACGCAAGCAUCAAAUUCUCAGAACACUGAGGUACCAGCUGCAUUCAUGAGCCAUGCAGAUUCCUUAGCCAGUUAUUUAGCUGGCAAAAGGAGAGAUGCAAGCACUCAAACAGAGGGACAUGGCGUUGCCACAGACCAAGCCGCUGAGUUUCCAGAAAUUGUGAUGCCAACAAAUGCUGAGCCUGACCUCUGUAACAGUAACAUGAUUAAAGAGUUAAUGGGUGAGAAGAUCCCUUUGCAUGAUAAGCAAACAUCUUGUCUUGGCAGGAACUGUUCUGUUGGGGGGUCCACUGUAACCUCUGUGCAGUCACAAAAGAGGAAAGAAUCUUCUCUCCCGUUGGAAACUACUCAUGAAGUCAGUGUGACCAUUGAAGACAUUUCAGAAGAGGAUAUAGUGCAAGAAAGGAAAUUUUUGGUCUUCGAGUCAUGCCUGGAUACCUUGUUCUAUAAACUCACGUGCGGUGCCGGUGUAGGCUGCACGUCUCCAGUCGGGAGCUUCAGAAAACAUGUCGACGGCUCAUUUCUCUCAGUAACUGGGUGUUGUGUGAAUGGGCAUCAAUUCCAGUUGUGGCAAAGCCAGCCAUACUUGGAACAGGUUGCUGCUGGGAAUCUUCUGUUAUCGGCUGCCAUUCUCUUUAGUGGCUCUAAUUUUAAGCAAGUCCAUGAAAUGAAUAACCUCUUGGGGUUGCAGCAGAUAUCCAGAACUGAUUAUUUGAAACAUCAAAAGGAAUUUCUCUUUGGGACUAUUGACCAUCACUGGCUUCUGGAGCAGCAGAGAGUCAAGGAAGAAAUUGGCAAAAAAGCUUUGUGUAUUGUUGCGGAUGAGAUGUACAGCAGCUCCAAGCACACAGCGAAACAUUGUUCCUAUGCAAUGAUAGAUCAGGCUACACAAAAGGUUGUUGAUUUCAAAGCUUGUCCCCUUGCCCGGAUUAGGUCUUUAACUGUGAGAAGGGCUUUUCAGAAUUGCCUUGACCGGAUACUGGAUGACAAAUUUGAUGUGCAUGCUGUUGCUACAGAUUGCCACCCUGGAAUAGAGAGAUUAAUGCGAGAGAAGUAUGUGGCCAUUAACCAUCAAUAUAAAGUCUGCAGUUAUUCUAAAGAACUAAAGAAGCGCCUGAUCCUGGCCAGUAAGAAAAAGAUGAGUGAAAAAAUUGAGUUAUGGAUAAAUCCCAUCAUCAACCAUUUUUGGUGGAGCAUUAAAACUUGCGGUGGGGAUGGAAACAUGCUUCGUGAAAGGUGGCAGUCUCUUCUAUAUCACCUCACAAACCAGCAUAACUGGGUGGAUUUAGACCUGUAUAGUUCUUGUUCCCAUAAGCCACUAACGUGGAAGGAGAGGAAGGCCACCCCCUGGCUGAAAAAAGAGCCUAGCCUAUAAGCAUCUUGUGGAAGUUGUAAAAGACCCACAGAUGGAAAAAGACUUUCCUCAUCUGUCUUGCUACUGCCACACUGGUUACGUUGUUAGCUUCCAUAGCUACAUUCGUAAGUACAGAGCCAGUUUAGCGCUUGAUAUGGAUUCGAUGGAAGCGAGGACCAAACUGGCCGUACUUGCCCACAACCAUAAUAUUGGUAAACAGGGCAAAAUACGAGUGCCCGUGAAGCAUAAAAAAUGGUUUGAUAUGCAAAAAGAAAUGAAGAUUGCCUCCAGAGCAAAUAGCAGAUGGCUUGUGAAAACUGUUCACGGAGAAAUGUCAAACGCACAUUUGAAAGGUUUGUUAACGGACCUUCUUAGAAUGUGCAAUGGCAAACUCGUCUCCCCAUGGAAAGCGAGAUCUGUGCAUCUUCCCCACAGUGCAAGGGCUGCACGUCGACCUGUCGCUGGAGCAAAAAGAAAAUAAAAUUGCUACUUUCCUGCAACUCCUGAGGUGGAAAUAUUUUCUGAAUAUAGACAAAAGCAAGAACGCAGAACCGUUUCCUUGGCUGGCCGGACUUACCCCUGGCUUUCAUUAUGCACCUGACUGGUGAAUACCUACCGCUUCGUCCCAAGCGUAGUUUCUUGUGUAUAUCUGGAUAUGGCAUUGCACUACCCACCCAGGUGGUCACCUGUGUGUGUGGAAAGGGUGUCGCUGUCCCAUUUCAGGUGAGGCGCUGUGUCCCCCUUCAUUGCCCGUGGGUGGGAAAAGCCCACAUGGAGCAUCAUUAACCAUUCAGAUAAGGCACCACUCCCCUUCCUUCGCUCUUGGGUGGAAAAACCAACAUGGAGUAUCGCUAAAUCCAUUCAGGUCUGUAAUGGCUUUGAGUUGCCUCUUAUAUUUCUUUGCCAAGGAUGUUCCCUAAAUUCUGACACCUCAUAUGAAACUCUCUUGAUUCUAUUGCUUUGGGCUGAGGCAUAAAAGGAAACGACUGCUGUUAGUGGGAACACUGCCUUGAACCCUGCAGAAUAUUUCAGCCUGUUUGUUCUUGUAGGUCUGACCAAGAAGCCCAUUCAUAAUGAGAGGAUGUGUUCAGCCAUUUUUUUUAUCCAGUAAGUGUCUCCCAGUUCAGUACAGAUGGCGCAUAUGUCCAAUGUUGUCUUGCCUAGGAUGGACCCUAAAUUCUGACACCUCAUAUGAAACUGUCUUGAUUCUAUUGCUUGGGCUGAGGCACGGAGAUUAAUAAUCUUCUCACAUAUUAGCUUUGUAAGCUCUGUGUACUAUUAUUUUAAUAGGGAUUUAUCUAUCUGUGUUACAGACAUGGUGCCGUUCUUCUUCCUUCACUCUGGGGUGGAAAAACCAACAUGGAGUAUCGCUAUAUCCAUUCAGUGCUGCUGAAAUGGAACAUUCUUAUGCACGGCCCUGUGAGUGCAACGCAAUACAGGCAGCUCUGAAUAAAGGGAGAACAUGGAGUCUGAUCCCGGCGCCGCUGAUCUUCGCACAUCGGGAACUGAGCCAGAACGUUGUUCUUUAUUGUUACAUCAUUAGGAACAUGAUUAUCGAUGACGGCAGAUAUUAUUGGCUCCAUCUAGAGGCUCUGAUCAGAAGGAAUCUCUGCCUUGAACCAGAAAACCUUUUUUGGAUGCUUCGCUGGAAUUGUAUUAUAGGAUCAAAAAUAAAAGCAUAAACUCGC